This is a messenger RNA of Pyrus x bretschneideri (Chinese white pear), 402 nucleotides long. Its product is annotated as nacrein-like protein C1. The record is from RefSeq and is a predicted model, not a curated record. NCBI's taxonomy places the organism in Eukaryota, Viridiplantae, Streptophyta, Magnoliopsida, Rosales, Rosaceae. The coding region runs from base 1 to 402 and encodes 133 amino acids. The transcript has 3 exons.
AUGACUGAGGAGACUCUUGCUCAUGUGGAAGAUGUUCGGGUAGUCAGACAUUUUCCUAAUGUUUUUUCUGACGAUUUACCUGGCCUACCAUCGGAUCGUGAAAUGGAGUUCACCAUCGACCUAAUUCCAGGUGCCAAUCCUGUCAUACAAGUUGCAAUAGGCAACUCCAACUCUGUGGGCGGUGAUAACGGCAGUGGUGGUGAUUGUAGUGCUAUUGGCGAUAACAAUGACAAUGAUGCUGGUGUUGAUGAAGGCAAUGAUAUAAGGUUGGUUGUUGCAGUCGUAGGUGGUGGUAAUGACUAUGGUUGCAAUGGCAGUGACAGUAGUAAUGGUAGUGGCUGUGGGGCUGACGGUGGUGGUGGUGAUAACAAGAAUAAUUGUAAAGGUAUAGUGGUGAUGUGA